Molecule: messenger RNA, 312 nt
Organism: Aspergillus sclerotioniger CBS 115572
Lineage: Eukaryota; Fungi; Ascomycota; Eurotiomycetes; Eurotiales; Aspergillaceae
Exons: 1
Coding region: 1-312 (103 amino acids)
Source: RefSeq, a predicted model, not a curated record
AUGACCGAUGGAUCCGACAAACCCAACGACCAGUCCACUACCCAGCCUGAUCUUGAACAGCAGUCCAAUCAUCCAGCCUCACCAAAUCACAUCAUUCACCCCAACAAGCCACUGAACAACUCUGUUCACAACACCCAAUAUGUCAACAGCCAUCGCACCUACCCUGAACCUGACCAGUCAUUCUCACCCCAACCCACAAUGCCACCAACCCGUAUCAUCAAUGACAGCUAUAGCAAGACAACACUUCCAACACAGCCAUCACACCCUCACUCAAAUGCCUCGAAAACCAAACACCAUAGAGAGUUCCAAUAA